Aspergillus caelatus is the source of this 1500-nucleotide messenger RNA. RefSeq names its product fungal specific transcription factor domain-containing protein. The transcript has 3 exons. Gene Ontology annotation, biological process: DNA-templated transcription. The coding region runs from base 1 to 1500 and encodes 499 amino acids. Gene Ontology annotation, molecular function: zinc ion binding; DNA binding. The record is from RefSeq and is a predicted model, not a curated record. Lineage: Eukaryota; Fungi; Ascomycota; Eurotiomycetes; Eurotiales; Aspergillaceae.
AUGGUAAGUCCGGCCUCCAGCUCAGAAGUAAUCAAGCAAUACACUCUUAGAGCAUGGCUGCCGACGGCGAGCUGCUACUCCUAUCCUGCAGCCACAACCCUGGGAUCAAACAAUUUCUCUUACACAAACUAUCUGACACCGUCAGCCUCCCCUUCUUGCCCUUACGGCCAAAGUUUGGAUUUACUGCCAUGUCCCAAUGAUAUGGACGCCAUUCUCCGCAUAUAUAUGGAGACUAUCCACCCUAUUUUCCCAGCGCUUGACUACGACAACUAUCAAUCUAUGCCAGCCAGAUCCGCAGGCAAAAUACUACUGUCCCUGUCAAUCUGUAUUGCGGCUAGUGUGAUUCCCAGUUCCGGACAAUAUUUUCGACACGUCGCCGCCUGCCCAGCUGACUUCUCUUUAACGAUUUCAGACGCAAUCAAGUCCUCGAACAUGCUGGUCCUCGUGCAGGAUAAAUUAAUUUCAAUUCAAUCCUUGUCACUCCUUUCACUCUUUAAACUGUUCUCCGGAAACCGACAGGAAUCAACAGACCUUCUAUAUCACGCCAUCUCUCAUGCGCAGGCCGCGGGCCUCCAUUAUGACGGCCACACAACUCCACAACCGAAGCAGGCUUCUACUAGAUCGCUUCUCUGUCUCUUUGCCAUCGAUACCAUCCACUCGGCAUGUUCACGACACCCAGCACAAUUCCGUCGAUGUGGUUUUGGCAGUUGCCUCACCUCCUGGAUAGUUGAGCAAGAACCCUGUUUUCAGCUUUUCCUGCGCACCAUCGUACUUCUGGAGCGUGCGGUAGACAUUUCCCGGACGGCGGGAUAUGGUGGCUGGGUAGGCUCGUUUCCGUCAUUUGAGGAUUUAUUGGGGGAGGUUAAUACAUCUAUCAUCUCAGUGCCCCUGAUAGCAACAAUUGAGGUCUUAUAUCAUGCCGUCGCCAUUGUAGCCUAUCCUUCAAGUACUUCAACUAGCGCCCACAGCUCCUCAUGGGAGGCUGAUCCACGACAAGCCCUCGCGGCAUCCAGAAUUACGUACAUCGUGGGCGAAGAGUUUGACGGCCAGUUAACAUUACUCCCAGUUAUUCCAUAUGCGGUAGGCCUAUCACUGCGUGUGUCAUGGAAUAUCAUGCUAAGAAGCAAGACAUUACUGUUUAAAACACGGGCCCGGAAACAGGUACUUGAGAACUGUGCUAUACUACGGUCGCUGGGAGGAGUGUAUUCCUCUGCAUCUCUUAUGGCGGACUUGGCAGAACGUCUUGUCUACGAACAGGAUAGUAAGGAGGAAAGUGGCGAAAAUGGUAAACAAAAUCAAGAAGCAUCAUAUCUGCGAAGCGACACUUCUUGGGGAUGGGCGCCGGAGCCCACUCUGCAGAGUAUACAUUGUCUUAUGCCUUCCCAGCCUUCCUUUUACUCUCUUGAUACACAUUUCUCCAAUCCAGUGUCGCAUUUGGACAUUUUGGACCAGCUUGAUACGGAUGUCGCGGUUGUUGGAGGCACGCCUGAAAAUUCCUGA